AUGCUACGUCUCGUUGCUGCUCGCCCCGCCGCGCCCGCCGCGACCAAGCGCCUGUUCUCGGCCGCUGCCGGCUCCGAGGUGAUUGGCAUCGACCUGGGCACGACCAACUCGUGCGUGUCCGUGAUGGAGGGCAAGACAGCGCGUGUGAUUGAGAACUCGGAAGGCGCGCGCACGACGCCGUCGGUUGUGGCCAUUUUGGACAAUGACGAGCGCCUGGUCGGCAUGCCCGCCAAGCGCCAGGCCGUGACGAACUCGGAGAACACGUUUUACGCCGUGAAGCGGCUCAUUGGGCGCAAGUUUGACGACAAGGAGACGCAGGAAGUGGCCAAGGUCGUGUCGUACAAGAUCGUCAAGGGCACGAACGGCAAAGACGCGUGGGUCGAGGCCAAGGGCAAGAAGUACUCGCCCUCGCAGAUCGGCUCGAUGGUGCUCACGAAGAUGAAGGAGACGGCCGACGGGUUUCUCGGCAAGUCGGUGACGCAGGCCGUCGUCACGGUGCCGGCCUAUUUCAACGACUCGCAGCGGCAAGCGACGAAAGAUGCUGGCAAGAUUGCCGGGCUGGACGUGCUCCGGAUCAUUAACGAACCCACAGCGGCUGCGCUGGCGUACGGCAUGGACAAGGCCGACGGCAAGGUCAUUGCUGUGUACGACUUGGGAGGCGGGACGUUUGAUGUCUCGAUCCUGGAGAUUUCCGGCGGGGUGUUUGAAGUCAAGUCGACCAAUGGCGACACGUUGCUGGGUGGCGAGGACUUUGACGAAGAGCUCUUGCGGUAUCUCGUGAGCGAGUUUAAGAAAGAGACGAGCAUCGACUUGUCGGGUGACAACCUGGCGAUGCAGCGACUGCGCGAGGCUGCUGAAAAGGCCAAGCGCGAGCUCGAUGGGCUGGCGCAGACUGACAUUAGUUUGCCGUUCAUUACGGCCGAUGCGAGCGGCCCCAAGCACUUGAACAUGAAGAUCACGCGCUCGACGUUUGAGAAACUGGUCGGCAAGCUGAUUGAACGUACCAUGGGUCCGUGCAAGAAAUGUGUCAAAGACGCAGGUCUGGACAAGAAGGACAUCAACGAAGUUAUCUUGGUUGGCGGUAUGUCGCGUAUGCCCAAGGUGCAGACGACGGUGGAGGCGUUCUUUGGCAAGAAACCGUCGAAGGGAGUGAACCCGGACGAAGUGGUGGCUAUGGGUGCUGCGAUUCAAGGCGGUGUGCUGCGCGGUGAUGUCAAGGACAUUUUGCUGCUGGAUGUGACGCCUUUGUCGCUUGGCAUUGAGACGUUAGGUGGCGUGUUUACCAAGCUCAUUCCGCGCAACACGACGAUCCCUACGAAGAAGUCGCAGGUGUUCUCCACCGCUGCCGACUCGCAGACGCAAGUGGGCAUCAAGGUACUGCAGGGCGAGCGCGAAAUGGCUGCUGACAACAAGCUGCUGGGCAACUUUGACCUGGUAGGCAUUCCUCCCGCGCCACGCGGUGUGCCGCAGAUCGAGGUGAGCUUCGACAUUGACGCAAACGGAAUUGUGAACGUUGGCGCUCGCGACAAAGCCACGGGCAAGGAGCAGAACAUUGUAAUCCAGUCUAGCGGCGGAUUGUCAGAAGCUGAGAUUGAGAAGAUGGUUGCUGAUGCCGAGGCCAACGCUGCUGCUGACCAGGAGCGCAAGGAGUUGAUUGAAGCGAAGAACGAGGCGGACUCGAUGUUGUACACGACGGAGAAGACCCUGGAGGAGCACAAGGACAAGAUCGAUGCGGACACGCUAGAGAAAGUCAAGGUUGCUCUGGCGGAUUUGCGUCAAAAGUCGGAGGGCGAGAACACGGAGGAAAUCAAGGCUACGCUCAAGGAGGUGCAGGAAAUGGCGAUGAAGAUUGGCGAGGCGGUCUACAAGUCUCAGCAGGGCGACAGCGCUGCCAGCAGUGAUGAUAGUAAGGACGAGAACGUACACGACGCCGAGUUUAAGGACAAGAAGGACUAA
Messenger RNA from Hyaloperonospora brassicae, 1956 nucleotides. NCBI's taxonomy places the organism in Eukaryota, Oomycota, Peronosporomycetes, Peronosporales, Peronosporaceae. The record is from the annotation of a GenBank genome assembly.